AUGAUGGCUCAGAUCUGUGCAGCAAUGUUCCCCCUGAUGCUGAGUUUAAUUCUAGGAGCCUCUUCUUUCACCUGGAUUCUGACUCCAGCAGCUGCCUUCCAGUUGCCAAUCUGCCACCUAGUCAAUCAGACAAUUUCUCUGGAGAAAGAGGGCUGUUUCGGGUGUCAUCCAGUGGAAACAACCAUCUGCAGCGGGCACUGCUUCACCAAAUACCCCAUCAUGGCCAUACGAUUCAGCAAAGUGUACCAGCAUGUGUGCACAUAUCAGGACAUGUACUACAAGACCUUUGAGCUUCCUGACUGUCUACCAGGAGUGGACCCCAUUGUCACCUACCCCAUGGCUUUGAGCUGCAGCUGUGGUCGCUGCACCAUGGAUACAUCUGACUGCACUUUUGAGAGCCUGAACCCUGACUUCUGCAUGAAUUACAAUCCUGUUUACUAUUAG
Nematolebias whitei (Rio pearlfish) is the source of this 444-nucleotide messenger RNA. RefSeq names its product gonadotropin subunit beta-2-like. Gene Ontology annotation, cellular component: cytoplasm; extracellular region. Gene Ontology annotation, molecular function: hormone activity. The record is from RefSeq and is a predicted model, not a curated record. NCBI's taxonomy places the organism in Eukaryota, Metazoa, Chordata, Actinopteri, Cyprinodontiformes, Rivulidae. The transcript is spliced from 3 exons. The coding region runs from base 1 to 444 and encodes 147 amino acids. Gene Ontology annotation, biological process: ovulation; G protein-coupled receptor signaling pathway.